Molecule: messenger RNA, 1458 nt
Organism: Lycium barbarum (goji berry)
Lineage: Eukaryota; Viridiplantae; Streptophyta; Magnoliopsida; Solanales; Solanaceae
Product: WAT1-related protein At1g09380-like
Exons: 7
Coding region: 99-1199 (366 amino acids)
Cellular component (GO): plasma membrane
Molecular function (GO): transmembrane transporter activity
Source: RefSeq, a predicted model, not a curated record
AUCCCUCUAACUCAUCACCAUGCCACUCACCCCAUUCUUCUCUCUUAAAGCUAAGUAUAUAUAACGAUUUUAUAUGCAUAGAUAUAUAGAUUGGAGAAAUGGGUAAAGAUCUAUUGCCUUUCUUGUUAAUGGUGGUGGUGCAAUUUGCUCUUGCUGGCACAGCUAUCAUAACAAAGCUUGUUAUGGAUGAAGGCAUGGACCCUUAUGUCCAUUUAUCCUAUCGACAAAUUAUUGCCACCAUUUCUAUUGCACCCUUUGCUUACUUUAUCGAGAGGAAAACAAGGCCUAAGUUGACACCAUUUACACUUUUCCUAAUCUUCAUGUGUUCUAUUAUUGGGGUAACAGCAAUGCAAAUGACGUGUUUUAUCGGAUUAAAGAAUUCCACAGCAACUAUUACAACAGCUUUGUCUAACUUAGUCCCGGCAAAUACUUUCCUUCUUGCCGUCAUUUGCGGGCUUGAAAAAGUAGGAGUGAGAACUAAAGCAGGACAAGCCAAAAUGAUGGGGACAAUACUGUGCAUUAGUGGAGCUGUGUUGCUAUCAUUAUAUCACGGGAAAGUGGUGAUUGACAAUCUGGGGAUUCAUUGGAAAUAUUCAUCACAUAAUACGAGCAAAAAUAACAGCCAUGGCAACUUCUUUACUGGACCCUUUCUAGUCAUAAUCAGCACUAUGGCUUAUUCUGUAUGGUUAAUCAUACAACCAAGUGUUAUUUUGAGGUACCCUGCUCCAUAUUCUAGCACAACAUUGAUGUUCUUCAUGGCAAGCUUGGAGUGUGGAAUUAUUGCAAUUUGUGUUAAUCAUGACAAAACUGCCUGGUCUUUGAAUUCCAUCAGAGCUAUUUCAGUUCUUUAUAACGGAACUGUGAACUCGGCACUAGCAUUGUAUUUGGUUACAUGGUGCAUCAAAAGAAAAGGACCUUUAUAUGUCUCUAUGUUCCUCCCCUUGAUGUUAGUCAUUUCUGCCUUUUUCAGCUGGACACUGCUCGGUGAGAAGUUAUACGUUGGAACAAUUUUAGGGUCAAUUGUGACUCUUACUGGAUUCUAUGUUUUUUUAUGGGCGAAGAAAAAAGAGAUAACGCGUGCCACAGAACAUGUUGAGGAGGAGACGGAGGAGGAGGUGCGUAAAGAAAAGGACAAAUUGACUAAGAUUGAUGACUUGGAAGUGCAAUUCUCACAAAAUUCAAAUGCCAACUCAAAUUAAAUCUUCCCCUAUGCCCAAAGCCAUAUUUAUGAUUAAGGAUACAUAUAACUUUAGGGAACAUAACAAACUAACAGAUAUAUAAGCAACGCAUGAAACUAUUGUAAUAGUAAGACAGCAAUUUUUUUGACAAUUCCUCUUUUGUUUGCGUUGGAUGCUGUAUAAAUUGACAAGUCGAGAACAACAUGUAUUAGAACCUUGAAUUGUAAAGUGAGCUAGAGUAUCGCUACAAGUUUGGCUGUAUGUCUAGCUUCUUUUCGAA